Molecule: messenger RNA, 2324 nt
Organism: Planococcus citri (citrus mealybug)
Lineage: Eukaryota; Metazoa; Arthropoda; Insecta; Hemiptera; Pseudococcidae
Product: esterase E4-like
Exons: 9
Coding region: 621-1739 (372 amino acids)
Molecular function (GO): serine hydrolase activity
Source: RefSeq, a predicted model, not a curated record
UAGCCCGAGCGAAGCGAGGGCAAAAACCCUGAAAAAUGCGUUAAAAAAUAAUUGGAAAAAUCUUUGAAUUUUUCCAGUUGGUAUUUCAAAAUCCAGUUGGCAAGUUCAAGUUGAAAUUUUCAAAAUUUUCAUUUCUUCAGUUAGCACCUUUUUGCCAACUGAUGAGUGAGAAUCGCCAAUUUGCCAACUUUUUCCAUUUCGGACGCCUAGAGGGGAAGCAUUCCCCCCUAUCCCCCCUUCAGUAGGGCCCUGCAUUCUGCACCGUAUCAAUAAUUUGCAUCUUUGGCUGAUAAAAAGUACAUAAUUAACAAGGUUAGGUCUAAUUAAUUUUGUGGGUUUUUUUUCAAUUUUUUGUCCUAACAUGUCCAAUUUUUAUAAAAUUUACUAUCAUGACGUAAGUACACCUACUUAUUCUGAAAUAAAUUCAGCGAUUCUAGCUGAUCUCCAAGGGCAAGUUUCUUCUAUAUGCACCAUUGCACCAUGUGCAUCUCAGUGGUUUCUUGUUACUUGGUUGUGAAUUUAGGACGAAUUUACUAUUGCUUUGGGUUCAAUUUUUGGAAAAAUUAUUCUCCUAAGUUGUUUUCAGCUGGAGGAAAAUCGUUUUGUAAAGAAUUUGAGAGAUGAAAAUAACCGCGAUAAUAGUUCUAAGUGGGUAUUUAUUUUGUGCUUCGAGUGAUGCUCAGUAUUCUUGGACGAAUAAUACGUUCCACAGAUCUAUGUGUGGCAAAGCAGCUUGCGAGGAAUUAGUGAUAGAAACGGUGGCAGGUAAAAUUCAAGGCAGAGCUUUCCAGUCAGUUUUGAAUAAAGCAGAAUAUUACGCAUUUCUUGGAAUACCUUACGCUAAACCGCCAGUGGGAUAUUUACGGUUUCAAGUUUCUCAACCCGUUGACCAUUGGCAUGGUAUAUAUCCGGCUUAUCACGAGAAACGCAAUUGUCCACAAAUAUACCUUCUAAGCGAUCUUAUAGGACUGAAUGCUGAAGAUUGUUUGUAUUUGACUUUUUACACUCCACAAAUUCCUCGAAAAAUUGUUUCUCUUAAACCGGUGAUCGUUAAUAUUCACGGAGGAGCUUUCGUCGCUGCAAGUGGGUCAAAGCUGUUCUAUUCACCUGAUUAUCUGAUCAUUAAAGAUGUCGUUGUCGUGUCCUUUAAUUAUCGCCUAGGAGUUCUAGGAUUUUUGAAUCUGGGAAUACCCGAAUGUGCGGGGAAUAUGGGUUUGAAGGAUCAAGUGAUGGCUUUGAAAUGGAUACAGCAAAAUAUAGCGAGAUUUGGAGGUGAUCCGAAAAACAUUGUAAUUUCAGGAGAAAGUGCAGGAGGAGCUUCAGUUCACUUUCAUCUCGUGUCACCCAUGUCCAGAGGACUUUUCCAUAAGGCAAUCGUAAGAAGUGGCACAUCUUUGAGUCCUUGGGCUCUCACUUAUAAUCCUAUCGUUCAAGCAUUUGAAAUUGGUGAACUAUGCGGAUAUCGUGGUAAAGAUCGGUACAAGCUAUUGAAGCAUUUGAUGACGAAACCAUUCUCGGAUAUUUCGGCCGCAGCUUUGUCAUGGUUUUUUCAUUACAGAAAAGUUUAUCCCGCAAGGCCUUUGAUAAUCGGGCCUUCUGUUGAGAUGGAUCCCAAAGGAGCCUUUUUACCAGACUUUCCUUCAAAUUUGAUCAAAUCAGCGAUCCCAGUUCCUACUAUUUUCGGAUUCAAUAACAAAGAUGGAAUCUUCAUAAUUAUAGUUGUAUUCGGAUAUUUUUAAUUAUUACGUUUACGAUUCGAUGCAAUUUCUCGUCAACUCCUCAACCCCUCCGUUUGUCUACUGUUUCGCGUAUCCGGGCAAUUUAAACUUUUUCAUGAAAACCUUGAAUACGUUUAAAGGAACAAAACUAAACGGUGCUGCUCAUGGUGACGAUCAUUUUUAUGCCUAUCAUUCCUCCUUUUUGUCCAAUCUGAUGCCCAUCGACAGUGAAAGUAGAAGAAUUAUCGAUCGUAUGACUACAACUUGGACAGAUUUUGCCAAAACAGGCAAUCCAUCCGGAUUUGUCGAAUGGAAAGCGUCAACUUCGAAACAACCUCGUUACUUGUUGAUUGAUCGGAACUCAAAAAUGAUGAGUGGUAAAGUUUACGGUUGGAAGUUCGAUUUUUUAAGGAAUACCUACGUUGGAUUCAGUCAUAAAACCGGGAACUCGUCCUUACGAUAUUUUUUAAUUACAUUGUAUACUUUUUAUUCACUUUUUUAUCAGAUUAUGUAUAUUUUAACAUUUAGUAUCUAUCAUAAGACGAAGAAAAUCUUACUCAAACUGUUCAAAUUAAUGUUCGAUUCCUUUCACUCCUCUAAAUUAAA